Messenger RNA from Dryobates pubescens (Downy woodpecker), 2238 nucleotides. Its product is annotated as basic proline-rich protein-like. The record is from RefSeq and is a predicted model, not a curated record. The coding region runs from base 1 to 2238 and encodes 745 amino acids. The transcript is spliced from 9 exons. NCBI's taxonomy places the organism in Eukaryota, Metazoa, Chordata, Aves, Piciformes, Picidae. Gene Ontology annotation, cellular component: plasma membrane.
AUGGGUCACUAUAGGUCGCCAUGGGUCCCUAUGGGUCGCUGUCACGGGCGGCUCGCGCUGGGGGGGCGGGGCUGCUCGCGGGGCGUGGGCGGGGCCUCGUCGCGGGCCCUCCCCCUGGGCGGCCUGGCCCUCUUCGUGCAGCGGCGGCAGUGCGAGGAGGGGAGGGGCUGCAACCGGGAGCUGCCCCUCGGCACCGACAGCGCCCUGCCCCUGCCCGCAGACAAUGGCAGCUCCCAGGCCCCCAAUGGGCUGCGCUGCUUCGGCUGCCCCCAGGAGGGGCCCUGCCAGCCGACCACCAUCGUCUCCUGCUACGGAGACCUCCGCGGCUGCUUCCACGGCAACCUCAGCCUCAGCCUGGGCGGCGCCACGGUGUGGCGGGAGGUGCGGGGCUGCACGCGGGACCCCACGUGCCGGGGGGAGCGGCGCGGGGACGAGGUGGUGACGCUGAUUGGCUCCUGCUGCGGGGAGGACCUCUGCAACCGCCACCUGCUCGGCCCCGCCUUCUUCGACCCUGAUUGGCCGCGCCUGGAGCUCCUCCCCCACGGCCACGCCCCGCACAACGCCUCCAAGGCGGCCGCCGGCCCCGCCCCCACCCCUCCGGGGGGAUCGGGCGGGGUCGGCGCCACGCCCGAGGUGGCCGCCGGCACCGCCCCCGCCCCUCGCGGGAGAUCGGGCGGGGUCAACGCCACAUCCAAGAUGGCCGCCGGCACCGCCCGCGCGCCCGGCGGCGCGGAGGUCACACCCAAGAUGGCCGCCGGCGCCACCCCCACCCCUCCGGGAGACCUCAAGGGAGUCGGCGCCACACCCAAGAUGGCCGCCGAGAGGGGCAAGGCGGACGUCCCGGCGGCCGGGGGCGGCGGUGACGUCACGAGGGGCGGCGGUGACGUCACGGAGGGCGGCUCCGACCCCAAGGCGGCCGCCAGGGACAGGAUGGCCGCGGGGCGCUCGGCCGCGGGGCGCCCCCUGGAGGGCAAGCAGGGAACCAAGGGCCCCUGCCUCCCAGCGCCGCUCCCUCCCUCGCGCGUGCCCGCUGCGGGUGGGCGUGGCCGAUGUGCGGAGGGCGUGGCCGCGGCUGCGUCCUCGCGUCAUCUCCCGGCGGGUUUGCGGGCGGAGCUGGGGGGGAGGGCGAGGGGGCGGAGCCGCUCGGGGUCGGCCCCUCCCCCCCGCCCCGCGCGCAUGCGCGCGGCGGCGGCGGCAGCGGCGGGCCGGGCGCGAGCGGCUCCGCGGCGGGCGGCCAUGAUGGCGGACGGGAGGCGGCCGGGGGAGGCCGGCGGCAGCGAGGACGGAGCCUUCGAGGAGGAGGAGGAGGAGGAAGAGGAGGAGGAAGAGGAGGAUGAGGACGAGGAAGAGGAGGAGGAAGAGGAGGAUGAAGGAGCCUCGCCCGGUGUUCGGCUGCUGCCCGAGGAGGAGGAGGACUCGGAGGCCACUUCGGUGUCAUCAGGGGACAGCGGCCCCCCGACGCCCCCAGCCAAUGGCUGCGCAGGCUCUCGGCCCCGCCCCUCGGAGGACCUUCGCGCCCACCCGGACCAGGGCGUGGCCACCCUGGGCGUGGUCAGCCUAGGGCGUGGGGGGGGAGUCGGAGUCGGAGUCGGGGACAGCCCCCCCCCCUCACCACCACCACCUCUCCCUGGCCCACCCCCCUUCCUCCAGGGGCGUGGCCGGGGGGGCGGGGCGCCGGGGGGGCUCCUGGGCGGCCGAUUGGCCGCACCAGUGCCCCGAGUGCGGGCGCGGCUUCGGCACCUCCCGCGCCCUCAAGGUGCACCGCAGCUACCACGGGAGGAAGAGGCCUCCCCCGGGGGUGGGAGUGGGGGGUCUCGGGGUAGGGGGGGGGCGCGGGGGAGGAGGAGGCCACGCCCACCACGCCCCGCCCCACCCCCCGCGCCCCUCCCCCUUCCACUACAUCUGCGCCGAGUGCGGGCUGGGCUUCGGGGCGCCGGCGGCGCUGGGGGCUCACCGCUGCGAGCACGGCCGCCGGCGCCGCCACCCCGCCAGCCCCCCCCCCCAGCCCUCGGGGGGCGGGGGAGGGGCUGGGGGACCUCCCCCCGCCCAAAGGAGGCCUCCCCCUCCCAGCCCCUCCCCCCCCCCCGCCCCCUCCCCCUCCCCCUGCCUACCGCUGCACCGAGUGCGCCGGAGCCUUCGGGCUGCUGGCCGAGCUCCACGAGCACUACAUGGGGCACGCCCGGGGGGAGCUCUAGGGGGCGCUGGAGGGGGGGGAUGGGAGGCCCCGCCCCACCAUAG